Molecule: messenger RNA, 1006 nt
Organism: Plectropomus leopardus (leopard coralgrouper)
Lineage: Eukaryota; Metazoa; Chordata; Actinopteri; Perciformes; Serranidae
Product: putative methyltransferase DDB_G0268948
Molecular function (GO): S-adenosylmethionine-dependent methyltransferase activity
Source: RefSeq, a predicted model, not a curated record
AUGCUGCUGCUUGCAGUUACUACAAACAUUUCCACACACUCUAUACGCAAACAUGAUCUCCCAUCUUUGUUGCAGCCUCCGAGCCAGAAACAUGCCUGUUCGUGCAUUUGAGGAUAAAGAUCACGCAGCUGCUUACCUGCAAUACAGAGUGGAACCAAUGGAAUUAAUCAGCGAGAUUAUGAGCUUUAUGAAGAGAAAGGCAGCGACUCAGUUUAACCUCGCAGUGGAUGUGGGCUGCGGUUCGGGGCAAGGAACGAUCCCAUUGGCUUCACACUUCACCAGAGUUGUUGGAACAGACAUCAGCCUCGCUCAGCUGGAAAUGGCGCUCUCCAGUGACAACCCUUCAAAUGUUUCAUAUAGGGAGAGUCCAGCAGAGGAGUUACCGUUUGGUUCUGGCGAGGUGGACCUUCUGACGGCCAUGACCGCGGCUCACUGGUUUGACCGUAAGAAGUUCCUUGUGGAAGCUGACAGGGUGCUGAGGCCUGGAGGCUGCCUUGCUCUCCUGAGCUACACCAAGGAGGUGGAGCUGGAGUAUGGGAACGUCUCUAAUACGCUCAAUAGAAUCUGCGAAGAGUAUUACACAGCCAUGGAUCCAUUCCGAAAUCCCUAUCUUGGAAAGUGCUCAGUGAAAAUCUACUCAGAUAUGUUUGAUGCCUGUUCUUACCCAGACAAAGAGUGGACUGACUGUCUGAGGGUAAGAAGGAAAUUGCCACUAAGCAGAUACUUUGGCAUGGUCAAGACCUUCUCCACCUAUCAGAGAUUUCUACAGGAGGACCCUGCUGGGGCUGAGCAUAUUUCUAAUGACAUCAGAAGCAAGUUGCUGUCUGCCAUGGAGACGUCUUCUCCUGACCCAGAAGUUACAGUGGUUGUGAAGUAUUUUUAUUGGAUGGCACGCAAACCUUGUUCGUUGAGACUGGCUUUAUAAUGCGCAACAGAUCUUGACCCCUGUUCGUCCGAUGUCAGCUGGCAUAAACUCCACCACCCCUGCGACCCUUCAGAGGAUAAG